Molecule: messenger RNA, 7399 nt
Organism: Seriola aureovittata
Lineage: Eukaryota; Metazoa; Chordata; Actinopteri; Carangiformes; Carangidae
Gene: zfyve9a
Product: zinc finger, FYVE domain containing 9a
Exons: 19
Coding region: 328-3948 (1206 amino acids)
Biological process (GO): endosomal transport
Cellular component (GO): early endosome membrane
Molecular function (GO): metal ion binding
Source: RefSeq, a predicted model, not a curated record
UUGAGCGCUGUCGCACAACUACGGUAGACUAUAGGCUGUACUUUCCGACUUAUGCUGUUUGAGUGGGGCGGGCAGCGGUGGGUCUACACAAGGAUACUCAAAAAUAGCUUUCAAAGGCGAUUAGGUAUGACGGAUACUAACGGAGGGGCUCCGCGGGACUGUACGUAAAGAUGAGGAUUCCUCCAGUGUGGGCGCUGGGCGCUUGCCAGACUGGGUGAAGUGAUAGCUGAGAGGGAAACCUGCUGAGAAAAAACACCGCCUGGGACUGCUGAGGAGGACCUCUGUGCAGGUUCACACGGCCGUCGGCAGGGUGGAGCUUCCUGACCCAUGGAGAAUUAUUUCCAGGCCGAGGCCUUCAACCUGGACAAGGUGCUGGACGAGUUCGAGCAGAACGAAGAUGAGACGGACACUCCUAUUCUCUCGGAUGCCAAGUGGACCCAGAUCCUGGCCCCGCCAGCCCACCUGCUUUCUCUGAACCCCGCCCUGGCCCACGCAGACCUCAGCCCCCGGGAGAGUCCGCUGACCUUCAAGACUCUCCCUGAUUCCUCUUCUAGCGCAUCCCCGGGGGCAGAUCCUAAAAGACAUCCCGGUCCUGAACUUCCAUCCUGGGUAGAGGAGAGGCCGGCAGACGUCCAUAGCCCACCACUCCCCCAGCCCAACAUCGGCAAACUGGUGGGAACCGACGACCUCUCGCCGCCCCCUGUGACGGCAUGUAGUGCUGUGGAGAAUGGUUGCCAUGCAAGCCCACAAAAUGAUGGGCUUAGCAAAGAGAUAAGUUCUCCUCCAGACAACCAGCCUGGUGCUUCUGACCAGGCGGUUAAACCUCAUCAGGAGGAGAGUGCUGCCUCAGCAGGAGGAGGAGCCUCCACUGUCAGUCACACUCACUUCACCUUUGAGCUCGGAUUAGGAGAGGAAGAAGAUCCAUCUGAGAAGAUUCAUAAAAAUGUGGAACCAGCAACACAAAUUGGGGAAGGUGUCAAAGAGGAGGCUGGUACGGCUGUUUUACAGGACUAUGGCCAAGAGAGACAAACUGCAAAUUCUGACAAGGAGCAGGGAGACAGUGUCCUGAAUGGGGGGAGAGAUAUUCAUGCUGGUUGUGAGGCAGAGGAGAAUGGUAUAUCUCCUCCUGACAGAGUGGACAAGGAGAGGAGAUGUAGUCCAGAGGGACAGGUAGACCAACUCCUCAGAAUAACAAGCCUUCCUAAUGGUUUGGAGCAGGAGAGGAGUCAUUCCAAGUUGAAAGACACAGAAGAGAGAGAGGAGGAAGAGGAGGAGGGUUUUUCUCCCUCUCCUGUCCCUUCCAAAGAGGACUCUGUGACUGAGGAGAAAGAAAUGGAGGAGAGCAAGCUGGAGAGCGGCGAGGGAGGAGCAGUGGGGUCUGGUAGCAUCCAACCAAAAUUCAAUAACAACCGGCUGCAGCCGGUCAGUGUUCCCUACGGAGGGGCACGACCGAAGCAGCCGGUCAGCCUCAAACUCCAGAUUCCUCAGCCGCUGUCGGGCCAGGUCCAAAACCAGCUUGGCCCGUCCACUGUCAGCAAGAACAAGAACCUUGAGAACCAGUGUUGGAGAGGCACACUGUCUGAAGCAACACAAAGUGGGACAGAUCAGACUGCAGUAGGGGUGAACGGAGAUGGUGUUGUCCAUUCUCCUUCCCUGAUGCCUUCGGAGAGCCCAGACAAUGACCUCCAGGCAGGCCAACAGGGCGCUCUGUGCAAGAAACCUGCCAGCUCGCUGGGCGAGGUUGCCCCUGUGUGGGUGCCUGACUCCCAGGCUCCCGUCUGUAUGAAAUGUGAUGUCAAGUUCACCUUCACCAAGAGGAGGCACCACUGCAGGGCCUGCGGCAAGGUGUUCUGCGCGACAUGCUGCAGUCUGAAGUGCAGGCUCACAUACAUGGACAAGAAGGAGGCCCGCGUCUGUGUCACGUGUCAUUCUGCUCUGACAAGUGCUCAAUCAUGGGAGACACCGGCCACAGGAAGCAACCAGAGUCCGAACCCUAACAACCCAGCAGAGUACUGCUCCACCAUCCCCCCUCUCCAACAGGCUCAGGCCUCUGGGGUACUCAGCUCCCCUCCUCCCACCGUCAUGGUCCCUGUGGGAGUCCUGAAACAGCCUGGCAACGAGGGGUCCCUGUCACGUGAGCAGAGGAGGGUAUGGUUUGCUGAUGGGGUCCUACCUAACGGAGACACAGCAGAGUCCCCCAAACCUCCAACUCCCAGCCCAGCUCCCUCCCAGUCACUGGCCAUCUCCUCGUGUUCAAACAAAUCCUCCACUUCUGAGUCCUCAGAGGCAGCCCAUACCCCCGUUGCCCCGGUGGGCAGCCCCGUGGGCAGCUCCCUCAGCCUGAUUCCGGAGGACGGGCUCCCUCCCAUCCUCAUCUCCACCGGAGUCAAAGGAGGUACGGGAGGCCACAUCACAGACUACGCAGUGGAGGAGAGGCCUUCGGAGAUCGUCCUAAUGCAGCAGCUGGAGGAGGGAGGCCCAGACCCCCUGGUCUUUGUGCUCAACGCUAACCUGCUCGCCAUGGUCAAGCUUGUGAAUUAUGUAAACCGGAAGUGCUGGUAUGUGACGACUAAAGGCAUGCAUGCCGUCGGCCAGGCAGAGGUGGUCAUUCUGCUCCAGUGUCUCCCUGAUGAGAAGACCAUCCCUAAAGACAUCUUCACCCACUUCGUGCAGCUCUACCAGGAGGCCCUCAGUGGCAACGUGUUGAGCCACCUGAGUCACUCCUUCUUCACGCAGAGCUUCCUGGGCAGUAAGGAGCAUGGAGGCUUCCUCUACAUCAGCCCCUCCUUUCAGUCACUGCAGGACCUGCUGCUACCAAACCCGCCUUACCUCUUUGGCAUCCUGAUACAGAAGUGGGAGACGCCCUGGGCCAAGGUCUUCCCCAUCCGCCUCAUGCUGCGGCUGGGCGCGGAGUAUCGAUUUUAUCCGUGUCCGCUGUUCAGUGUUCGCUUCAGAAAACCACUCUUUGGAGAGACCGGUCACACGAUCAUGAACCUGCUCGCAGACUUCCGUAACUACCAGUACACGCUGCCGGUGGUGAAAGGGCUGGUUGUUGACAUGGAGGUGAGGAAGACGAGCAUCAAGAUCCCCAGUAAUCGUUACAAUGAGCUGAUGAAGGCCAUGAACAAGUCCAACGAACACGUGCUGGCCAUGGGGGCAUGUUUCAACGACCGGGCCGACUCCCACCUGGUGUGUGUCCAGAACGAUGACGGGAACUAUCAGACGCAGGCCAUCAGCAUCCAUCACCAGCCGCGCAAAGUUACUGGAGCCUGCUUCUUUGUGUUCAGUGGUGCUUUGAAAGCCUCGUCGGGCUUCUUAGCCAAGACCAGCAUCGUGGAAGAUGGUGUGAUGAUCCAGAUCACAGCUGAGACCAUGGACUCUCUACGACAAGCCCUGAGGGACAUGAAGGACUUCACCAUCACGUGCGGUAAAGCCGACCAGGAGGAGAACCAGGAGCUCAUCCACAUCCAGUGGACGGAGGACGACCACAACUUCAACAAGGGUGUGAUCAGUCCGAUCGACGGAAAGUCUAUGGAGUCCAUCACCAGCGUCAAGAUCUUCCACGGCUCCGAGUUCAAAGCCAACGGCAAAGUCAUCCGCUGGACAGAGGUCUUCUUCCUCCAGAGUGAAGACCAACCCAACGGUCUGAGCGACCCGGCUGACCACAGCCGGCUGACGGAGAACGUGGCGAGAGCGUUCUGCAUGGCGCUGUGUCCGCACCUGAAGCUGCUGAAGGAGGACGGCAUGGCCAAACUGGGACUGAGGGUCACGCUGGACUCUGACCAGGUGGGUUACCUGGCAGGAAGUAACGGUCAGCCGCUCCUGCCUCAGUACCUGAGCGACCUGGACAGCGCUCUGAUCCCCGUCAUCCACAGUGGGGCGUGUCAGCUGAGCGAGGGCCCCGUGGUGAUGGAGCUGGUCUUCUACAUCCUGGAGAUCAUCUCCUAGGAGCCGGACACAUCCCGACAACCUGGAGCUCCCACCUCCAAACAUCUUCUUUUUUUUCUCUUCUUUUUCUUCUUUAACCUUCUGUCAUCAUCUCACAGCCUGGUCCUCCAUCCCUCCGUCAUCUCCCUUCAACCGUUUGCACUUCAAAAGAGCCAGAAAACUGUGCCGUGCCAGGUGGGGUAGCAUUCCUCAAAAGUCAAACCUAUGCAUCCAACCACCGUCGUUUGUGCUCUGGAGGUCGCCUGGGGCCCGAGGAAGCUCAGAGCAGGGUCAUCUGUCACGUGGCAUCUUUCACCUCACCUGUCAGGUGCUUCGAUCACACUGGGUCGGUCCUUUUACCCACACUGCACUGAUCUAUUAGAUUAGCCAGGAGCCUGUUGGCCAUUAUGUUAAUGCCACAAACAUCAGUCAUGUGAGUUGAUUGUCGUCCUUUAAGCCGCUUAUUGGCAGAGACAGACCGUGAUGAACUGUGAGAUACUCUUAGCUCUGGGUUGUAAUAAUCAAGCGUUUGAGACCAGAGCUUUAACAAGUAGCCCUGCCAUUGGUGAUUUUAAAUGAAUUAUUAAAUUAACAAAACUGAAGCUGCAACUAACGAUUAUUUUCAUCAUCAGUCAAUCUGUUUAUUUUCUAGAUUUACUUAAAAAAACAUCAGAGAAAUGUCCACAAUUUUACUAGAGCUCAGUGGCAUCAUUAAAUGUUUGUGUCUGACCAACAGUCCAAAAGCCAGAUACUCAGUUUACUGUAAAAACACAUCUGAGAACAUGGAACAUCAACUUUUGCUUGAAACUAACUUAAACGAUGAAUCAAUUAUCAAAAUAUUUGGCUAUUUUAAUCGACCUGUUAUCGACUAAGCUCUAAAUGAAACCAUGGUGCGUGAAUGCAAGUCAUAACUUGAUGCUGAAUGGCAGGGAAACGUAUUGAUCUGUGUGAUCAAUAGAAUUUUCCUUUAUUACUACAGAAACUGCUGGUUGUGAUAAAAUAAUAAUUACUUUUUUCAAAAGCUGCAGUUCCCCUGUCGCUGUGAGGUUACAAGGACGUUGGUUUUUGUUGAAAAAGCAACAAAGAGGCACCCAAAUCUAUUCAUGGCAUUAUUUUUGAAGGCAGUGUUACUUUACUGCAUUUUGUACGAAUGAAGUUGAUAAACUAAACAGAAAACACCUAAAUCAAAUCAGUAUUUGCUGUGACACGGCUGCAUGUGUGGGUAUUCGGACGCACCCACUGUCCGACUCCAGCGGUGGUGUUGCGUAGCUCCGCGGCCUCUUAAAUCACCCGUCAGUCCAACGUCACUGUGGCAGCCAGCGGUCCUGAAGCACUGAACUCAAAGGCCUCUGUGUAGCACGGCUGCUCUUUCAAGGGAGACUCAUAUCCACCGCUGAAAAGUUUGGAAGUUUUCUCUGAAGUCACGUUAACAAGGAAAACUUGAAAUCAUCGAACGAGGAGGGAGAAGGUUUCUCUGUGUGGUGAUUACGUUUUGUUUUUUGUGUUUUGUUUUUUCUUUUUGCACCGUGGUGCUCAGUGCCUGCAGCAGCAACUCAUCAAGGGAAAAAAAAAAAACAAAACAUCUCUGCUUCAUCUCUUAAGCUUUACUCAUCAAUCACCAGAUGCUUUACUUCAUGGACGCAUUGACUUGUACAUAUUUUUGUAGGCAGAACAAUUUCUCCUCCAUUAUAUUAUAUAGCAUCUGUAGCCUCCAGAGAUCCCACUGACAGACAGUAUUAUUGAAGUGACCGUCACAGACUCCUGCUGUGAAAUAAGAUCACUUGUUACUCUGAAGUCAGAAAGAUGCUCUUUUGUCCUUAGGUAGACAGCUGAUCAAAAGGUUCCAAUGCUUUAUUGAUAAACUCAAACAAUCUGUAAAUACAGCUGAAAAAGCAGAAGAGGGAAAACUUUUUAAUCUCAUCAAUCAACUUCAGAAUCAUCAGCGCGCAGUGUUUCGUCCAGCAGUGGUUAGAAAAACCUCUCAAGUUAUUUUGGCGUCUUUUUAAUCAUACAAAGAGAAUAACUGUUGAAGAUGUAAAGAUAUAUAUAAAUAUAUAUAUAAACUGCAGAAGCAGUGCACUGGAUUCUAAGCCAUUUACAGGAGGGAUAAAGCGAGCGUCGGGGUUGCUGCCACUGUGUUGUGGAAGACUAAAGUUUUUCCAAUUGAAACGUUCAGUGUCUAAAGAUCCAGGGUUCCUGCAAGAUCGACUUGAAGCUGAAUGUAUUUCAUCUCACAUUUUCUACAACUGAUCAUCCUUCCAAAAACCUGAAAUCAUCACCAUCCUGCUCCAGACUUUGCAGACCUGUGUAGGAAACCCUGUAGAUCACCGAUGUGUUGUCUUCAAAGGCCUCAACUGUUUGUGUAUCUAUAAACAGAUCAGGCUGUUGGAGGUCUACCUGCAGCCCCCCCCCCCCCGCUCUGUACUGUGCUGUGCUCUCCCUCAGCAAUGUGGACCUGGAAAAAAAAAAUCUUAAGAAUGUAUUCCUCCCUGUUUCUGUUCAAAUCUGCAAAAUGUGUUUUUGUUUCCGACCAGACUAAUCACCAAAAACCCCACCGUGUCAAGUGGACAUGCUCUGAACAGUAUUCAUUCUGCAUCUUUAAUCAUGCUCAUGUAAAACCAGAAGGGGCUACGCAAAAAGUACUGCCAGUGCAGUACCAGAGGUUUUUGUUGAAGCAUUUUAUUGGAGCAAAUCUCGUCAUCACAACUGAGAAUCAGACAAUCACAUGAAAAUCUGCAGAAGAGCCGACGCUUCCAGUUUCAAUUAGACCUGUAGGUAUUCUGUAUUAAUUUAUUACUCAAUUUGAAGUAUUUUAGGAGCUACUGUAGCAAAGUAAUUCUAGUAAAGCUGAUUAAAAUGUUGAGGUCAAAAGUCACCAGUUCUGGGUUAAUUUACUGUGAUCAUACCAGAGCUGGUGUCGCUGAAUCACUGUGUCUUCACUGUGUGACGUUCAGCAGUUCCGUUUUUAUAAAAAUUAGCAUAAAUGAAGAGGAGACUUCAAGGAUUUAUUUUCUCAGACUCCCUGUUUUAUGUUAAUUGUUAUUUCUGGCAUUAUCUGACGUGUGCAAUAUGUCCUAAAUCCAAAAAAAGGUGCAAUUUGUCUGACUGAAAGUAGCAUUUAUUUUUUGUCUUCAGUUGUAAGAUGUUACUAUCCAAACCUAUAACACUGCAUGCAAACAGAAACGAGCUUGAAAACAGUGAAGAGAGCAAAUCAACUUUGCAUUUUAACAGUUGUAUCCUCUAGUUUGUGGAUGAAACGUAGAAAACAACCCACUCUUUCAGUUUUCAUUGUCUGGGUUUUGUUAAAAUAUUAUUAUUAUUUUUUUAAACAAACAUUGGUCAAAAAUGUUUGAAAAGCCAAAAACCCUGUACAUGUUUUUCUUUCUUUACACUACAAAUGUCAAGAAAAGUGGUCUUUAUGAAAUAAAAAAACUGUAGUAUAUGUAAAAUAAAAACUUAUAGAAAAUUGAAA